UCAAAACCCGAUAAGUGAAGGAGAAAAUCGGAAGCAAAAGAUAAGAUGGGUUCAGUGGCGGUGGUGCCAAUGUUGUUCGCCGACAGCUGCCGUAGCAUCGCCGUUACAGAUGCGGCAAGUGCGUUUCCCAUAUCAGUUAACAAACACCUCAACAAGCACGCAUUUGGUUGGUGCUGUCGAAGUUCAAACAACACUAACGCCAGUGAAACUAUAUCCUCAACAACCGUUGCCGGAAAAUUAACCGCCACCUCUUCUUCCAAUAGUUACCCAAAGUAUGAUCGAUUGCUUCCAUGUCCUGCACAUAAAUCACCACCAAGAAUUGAACACUUAGUUGUUUCAGAAGGAGGACCUGUUUUAGAAUACAUUUGCAAAGUUUUGGAUCUUCCUCAUUUGUUUGUUGCAGAUUUGAUUCAAUUUGGAGCUGUGUAUUUCGCUCUUGUUUCUCCGGAGCCUCCUUCUACUGCUACUGCAGAGCAAAUUAGAAUUUUCAAAGAAGUAACCAAACCAUUGGUUCUUCAAGAAAGAGAUUCUAUCAAAGGAAAAACUUUAAGAGAAGCUCAGAAAACUUUUCGUGUAACUGAUGUGAAUCAGGUUGUUGAACCAGGAACUUAUUUGCGAGUUCACGUGCACCCUAAGCGUUUUCCUAGGUGCUAUGAGAUUGACUGGAGAUCAAGGAUCAUAGCUGUGGAGGAAUCAUAUGUAGUUUUGGAUAAACCUGCCGGUACUUCAGUAGGUGAAACUAUCGGCAACAUUGAAGAAAGUUGUGUAACCUUUGCAACCCGUGCCUUGGGAUUGACAACCCCUUUGAUGACUACCCAUCAAAUUGAUAACUGUACAGAAGGCUGCGUAGUAUUGGCUAGGAAUAAAGAGUAUUGCUCCAUCUUUCAUUGCAAAAUCCGGGAGAAAAAGGUGAAGAAGAUCUAUCUUGCUCUUGCAGCUUCUCCUUUACCAAUUGGAAUCAUUAAGCACUAUAUGCGUCCUGUAAACGUGGCUCCUCGACUUCUUUCUGAAGAUUUUAUCAAGGGAUGGCAUAUUUGUCAACUUGAGGUCAUGGAAUGCAGAAAGAUUCCCUGGCCGACUAUUGUUGUUCAAGAUGAAUAUUGUAUUGAAGACUGUGGAUGGCCCUUUCAAGAUUACGCGUACGAGUGUAAAAUCAACCUUCUCACUGGUCGAACUCAUCAGAUUCGAGCUCAAUUUGCUGCUUGUAAGGCACCGAUAAUUGGCGAUUCUAUGUAUAUGGCUGCUACAAUUGCAGAGAUGAUUAAUCCUGGACUUAAUCCAUUUGGAAAAUAUAAGAAAGAUUUUGACUGUGAGAGUGAAAAAGAAACGGCCAUGAUAAAUUGGAUUGCACAACAUGGAAAAGAGCCUAGUGUUGCAAUUGGCCUUCAAGCUUGUCAAAUUUCAUGGGAUGAUGAUGAACACUUUUACAGAGCGGGUUCACCUUGGUGGAGGUGUUAAAAUGCUGGAAAUGUGUUUGAGUUGCGGAUAUGACUCAACUCUGAAGUCAUUAUGUUUUAGUAUUGACUCAGUUUUGAGUGAGUAUCACUCAUUCAAAUCGAAAACAUCCUGAUUCAGUGUUGCAACUGAUUUGUAUACCUGAAAAAUGAAGAGAUUUUUUUACAUGCAGAUAUUCAAUAAGAGGAAGCGUUCUCAUGUAUCAUUCUAUGUUUGGUUUCUCCAUUUUACAGCAAGAGUGCAAAUUUCCCUAAGAUGGUAGAGGAAUGCAAUGAGGUUGUGCGAGUUUGAAAAGAUAAACCCAAAUAAAAGGGAAAAAAGAGGAGCUUCAUGGAGGGAUUGGUACAUGCUGUCACAUACCGGCGAGCCUUGAUCAUCCUUUUCUAUUUUAAUCAACUCUAAAAUCUAAAUAGGUAGGCUAGAGGAUAGAUUAUUCUCUGUCAAGGCCUCUUUCUGAAAAUGUACAUUUACUUGGAUAUUGAAGAAUCGAGAAAAUGUCACAAUAUUGGAAACUUGGCUAAUUAGAAUGUUCUGUUCCGUACUGCAUUUUGGCAUAUAAGUUUUUUGUUUAUGCUUGUAACUUAAUCGUUUCUACU
This is a messenger RNA of Trifolium pratense (red clover), 2051 nucleotides long. RefSeq names its product RNA pseudouridine synthase 6, chloroplastic. NCBI's taxonomy places the organism in Eukaryota, Viridiplantae, Streptophyta, Magnoliopsida, Fabales, Fabaceae. Gene Ontology annotation, molecular function: RNA binding; pseudouridine synthase activity. Bases 46 to 1458 code for a protein of 470 amino acids. Gene Ontology annotation, biological process: pseudouridine synthesis. The record is from RefSeq and is a predicted model, not a curated record. The transcript is spliced from 9 exons.